UUUGUGCGUAAUAAAAAUUCAUUUAUUCUAAGAAAAUAGUGUGUUUGUACUUGGUACAUUUUAAAUUACAACACGAACUCAACCGAGACAUUUUUCCAAGUGAAAAUUUGAAAAGAAAGGUGACGAAAUAAAAAAUAAAUUCAUAUAAAUACCUCAAUACCGGCCCAAUAUGUCCGACACAUCAAGUGGUGACGACGAUGAUGGAGACGAGGAAUGUGGGGUGGAGCGCGGAAAUGUGGUUUCAAACCUAGCGAACAAUCAACCAGUUGUUCGAUUGGAAAGGAUGAGCAGAGAUUUGUUACGGCAAUGGAAUGUACCGCGGCCAAAUGUGACACAACAAACACCAGCACGCCGUUCAAAACGUGUACAAACUGUACCGUCUGUCGCUCGUUCUUCUCAGCCACAAGAUAGUAGUGACGAUGAACCAUUAGCGGCAAAAAUAAGACGGACUACACAGCCAUCUAAUUCGGUUUCAAACCUAGCGAACAAUCAGCCAGUUGUUCGAUUACAAAGAAUGAGCAAUGAUUUGUUACGCCAAUGGAAUGUACCGCGGCCAAGUGUGACACAACAAACACCAGCACGCCGUUCAAAACGUGUGCAAACUGUACCUUCUGUCGCUCGUUCUUCUCAGCCACAAGAUAGUAGUGACGAUGAACCAUUAGCGGCAAAAAUAAGACGGACUAAACAGCCAUCUAAUUCGCACGCCGUUCAAAUCGUGUACAAACUGUACCGUCUGUCGCUCGUUCGUUAAUUCAAAGUCCGGCCAU
Molecule: messenger RNA, 767 nt
Organism: Contarinia nasturtii (swede midge)
Lineage: Eukaryota; Metazoa; Arthropoda; Insecta; Diptera; Cecidomyiidae
Exons: 6
Coding region: 170-751 (193 amino acids)
Source: RefSeq, a predicted model, not a curated record